Messenger RNA from Scophthalmus maximus (turbot), 7344 nucleotides. It is a transcript of the gene tiam1a, whose product is annotated as TIAM Rac1 associated GEF 1a. Gene Ontology annotation, biological process: small GTPase-mediated signal transduction; activation of GTPase activity; positive regulation of axonogenesis. Gene Ontology annotation, molecular function: protein binding; guanyl-nucleotide exchange factor activity. Gene Ontology annotation, cellular component: cytosol; plasma membrane; synapse. Bases 321 to 5375 code for a protein of 1684 amino acids. The record is from RefSeq and is a predicted model, not a curated record. The transcript is spliced from 29 exons. Lineage: Eukaryota; Metazoa; Chordata; Actinopteri; Pleuronectiformes; Scophthalmidae.
UCAUUCAGUCUGGUCUCGGCAUGCAAGAGGCAGCAUGUGUGAGUAUGUGCUGUGAUGUGUGUGUGUGUGUGUGUACAGUCGAGCAGGAGUCGCCUCACGGAUGCAAGGAUUCCCCCCUGUAAGAGAGAGAGGACACGUGUGUGACGGUGUUUUAACCAUCACUGGGAAUUAACUGUUACACACGCAGACGUGGAGCAGGAGCAGGAGGGCAAACCGACACCACCGUUGUGGAGGAUCAUGCGGUCGGUGAGAGACGACGACGACGCCGCCGCGAUGAUGUGGGGAUGCUGGUGAUGCGGACGCUUGACCACAGUUGAAUCAUGGGAAACGCGGAGAGUCAGAAUGGGGACAGCGGUUUCUACGGCGAUGGGACGGGACAACUCUCCCGUAAGCACACGUCCCGCUCGCUCCGUCUCUCCACCAAGCAGCCGAUCACCCGCCGCUCCCGGCACUCCUCCUCGGUGAAACAGGAGCACAGGAACUCGGAGGCCUCGACCCGCUCCUCCAGCACGCCCAGCAUCCCGCAGUCGCUGGCGGAGAACGGACUGGAACCCUUCAGCGCCGCGGAUGCGUUCGGGGAGUUCGGCAUCAACCCCCACUGGACACAGCGCGUCGCCAUGACCAUGCGGCCGGAGUCCUACCAGCAGGACGACGACCCUUUGGCCACGCCGACCCCCGAGACCUCGGAGGCGGACACUGUCGCGCAGGAUGGAGGGGAGGACUCCACGGGGGAGGGGGAGGGGGACGCCGCCGGAGAGGAAAGGUACCUCCAGCGGAUGGCCGAGGGCCCCCGGGAGGGAGGGAGUUUCAAGAAGAAGCGGUCAAAGUCUGCAGACAUGUGGAGAGAGGACAGCCUGGAGUUCUCUCUGUCCGACCUGAGCCAGGAGCAUCUGACCAGCACGGAGGAGAUAAUAGGCGCAGGAGAAGAAGAGGAGGAGGAGGAGGAGCAGUUCUCACAUCCCGGUGCAGGCUCGGCUGAAAGAGCAUCGUCUCUGGACCAUCUGUGCAGCCAGCAGAGCGCCGGCCUCAGGGGCCAGAGGGGCCGCUACCCCAAGAACCGGGCGGGAGCCGGUCGUGACGACAGAGAGGGAGGAGGGGAGGAGGGGCUGAUGUCCCCAGCCGAGGAGGACGUCGGCGGCUACGGAGCGUUCACGCUUCCGUGCCGGCGGUCCCACUGUCUGUCCGAGGGCCUGGCGGGGCUCGGCAUCCCGGCGGCGCCGCGCCCUGCUUUCCAGGGGCGCCGCGCACAAACUACCCAGGACAUCUCCGGUGUUCUGGGCGAAGGGAGUGAGUAUGGCGACAGCGGCAUUGACGGCGUCGCGGCGGAGAUGGACGGGGAGCUGGCGUCGCGGCGCUGCAAGGCCAUGUCGGCCUCUUUCUCGGUGUACUCGGCCGCCGAGAGCAGCGUCUUCAACGGCAGCGACAGCGGGAGCAGCAGCGCCGGAGGCGGAGAAGGCAGGGGCGGCGAGGGAGGACGGGGGGGAGUGUACGAGAACUUCAGGAAGGAGCUGGACAAUCAAGCCUGGGCACGGGGCCGGGACUGCGCGGAGGAGGCCGGCUCGGCGGUGAGCGACGAGCAGAGCAGCGGCACGCUCAGCGGCGCCUAUCCGUCGGACAUUCUGAUUGGCUGCGCACAGGGCACGGUCAGGAAAGCGGGAGCUCUGGCGGUGAAGAACUUCCUGGUCCACAAGAAGAACAAGAAGGUGGAGCCCGCCACGAGGCGCAAGUGGAAACACUACUGGGUGUCCCUGAAAGGCUGCACCCUCUUCCUGUAUGACUCGGACGGUCGUUCGGGCAUCGACCACAACAGCGUUCCGAAACACGCGCUGUGGGUGGAGAACAGCAUCGUCCAGGCCGUGCCCGAGCACCCCAAGAAGGAUUUCGUCUUCUGCCUCAGCAACUCGGUGGGGGACGCUUUCCUCUUCCAGACGUCGGGCCAGACGGAGCUGGAGAACUGGAUCACGGCGAUCCACUCGGCGUGCGCCGCCGCCCUCGCGCGGCAGCACCACCGGGAGGACACGGUGCGGCUGCUGCGCGCCGAGAUCCGCAAGCUGGAGCAGAAGAUCGACAUGGACGAGAAGAUGAAGAAGAUGGGAGACAUGCAGCUGUCCACCGUCGCCGACGCCAAGAAGAGGAAGACCAUACUGGAGCAGAUCUCCGUGUGGGAGCAGAACCUGGAGCGGUUUCACAUGGACCUCUUCCGCUGCCGGUGCUACCUGGCCAGUCUGCAGGGCGGCGAGCCCCCCAACCCCAAACGCCUGCUGGGCUUCGCGUCGCGUCCCACCAAGCUGGCCAUGGGGCGGCUGGGCAUCUUCUCUGUCUCCUCCUUCCAUGCACUGGUGUCGGCCCGUACGGAGAGCAGCGCCAGGAGGCGGAGCCAGGCCAUGCCGCGCACCUUCAGUAAACGCCGGAGCCGUUUCUCCUCCCUCUGGGGGCUGGACACCACCUCAAAGAGGAAGACCAAGGGACAUCCCUCCAUUAACCAGGUGUUCGUUGAUGGGAUGGAGUCCGCCAGGAAACCCUUGGAGCGCAUGUUUGAGGACUCCGCCAGUGAGAAAUCUAAGGAGCGAGCGGGUUCGGUGAAGAGUCUUCCCCAGCAGAACGUGGACAGCUUCAUUUGGGUUCCUGAUUACCUGACUCCCUCCUGGGUGUGUCUGCCAAACAACCAGCCCGUCCUGGCCAUCGUACAGCCCGGGGACACGGCGUUGGAAGUGCUCAGCACCAUCUGCAAGACCCAUAAGAUUGACCGAUCCGGCCACUACCUGCGUUUGAAAGUGUGGGCGGACAACCAAAUGCUCCUCUGCGUUCCUAAGCUCGAAGACGACAUCUCCGAUCUGCUCUACAAAGAGAUUGAGAUCUGCCCCAAAACUACGGAGGUGAUACGGUUUGACAACGCCGAGUCCUGCACCAUCGGAUACGGUUUUUCCGUGGCUGUUAUAGACGAGGACGGGACGCAGCAGCUCCAUGUCACGGAAGUGAAAGAAGGCGGACUGGCCUCAGCGAAAGGGUUGAAAGCCGGGGACGAGCUCCUGUUGCUGAAUGGAAAGCCCGCGUCCGCCCUGCAAAUGGACGACAUGAGGGCUGCGUUCGUGAACCAAGCGCUGACCUUGUGCGUCAGCACCCGGCCCCGGCUGGACCCCCGGGCGCUGUGCUCCGCCCCGCCGCGGCGCUCCGACGGGGAGCAGGACCCGGCCACAGACAUCUUCUCCCAGAGCCAGGAGGACAUCCUGGACGAGGUGUCGGGCCUGACGGUGGAGAGCCCGGAUCAGAGUUUGGAGGACGGACCUCCGCUGGGCCUGCAGAGCCCCGGAGAUCGUCAGGCAGACAAAAGCGGCGCGGCGACGGGACCGAAGAGCACGGAGCAGGUCACGGCGUUCUGCCGCAGUCUCCACGACAUGAACACGCUGGAGUGCCCCAUGUCGUGCUCGUCGUCCUCCUCCUCCUCGUCCCUCCCGCCGAGCCCCGUGUCGGCCUUGCCGCCCGCGGCGGGCGCCGCCGCUCAGAGGCAGCUCUCCCACGCAGACAAACUCCGCAAGGUCAUCAAUGAGCUGGUGGAGACGGAGAAGACGUACGUCAAAGACCUGAGCUGCCUAAUAGAGUGCUACCUGACACCUUUGCAGAAAGAGAGUUUCCUUACGCAGGAUGAGCUGGACGUUCUGUUCGGCAACCUCGGCGAGAUGGUGGAGUUCCAGGUGGAGUUCCUGCGGACGCUGGAAGACGGAAUCAGACUGGUGCCGGAUCUGGACAGACUGGAGAAGGUGGAGCAAUUUAAGAAAGUGCUGUUCUCCUUGGGCGGCUCAUUCCUGUACUAUGCCGAUCGCUUCAAGAUCUACAGCGCCUUCUGCGCCAGCCACACCAAGGUCCCCAAGGUCCUGGCUAAAGCGAAGACCGAUCCCGAUUUCAAGGCCUUCCUGGCUGAGAGGAACCCCCGACAGCAGCACUCCUCCACCCUGGAGUCGUACCUGAUCAAACCCAUCCAGAGGGUCCUGAAGUACCCGCUGCUGCUGAGGGAGCUCUACUCGCUCACCGACCCGGACAGCGAGGAGCACUACCACCUGGACGUUGCGAUGAAGGCCAUGAACAAGGUGGCGAGUCACAUCAACGAGAUGCAGAAGCUGCACGAGGAGUACGGCGCCGUUUUCGACCAGCUCAUCAACGAACAGACCGCGGUCAGGAAAGAGGUGGCCGACCUCUCCAUGGGGGAUCUGUUGCUGCAUUCCACAGUGGUAUGGAUCAACCCGCCGUCCGCUCUGGUCAAAGGCAAGAAGGACCCGGACUUGGCGGCUUUUGUGUUCAAAACAGCCGUGGUGUUUGUCUACAAAGAAAGCUCCAAGCACCGGAAAAGAAUCGGCGGAUCUCACCGCGCCUCUGUGAGCGACGACAGGGAUCCUUUCCGAUUCCGUCACAUGAUCGCAACGGACUCGCUGCAAGUCCGCGCCCUCGCCAACUCCGAGGGCACAGCAGUGUGUGAGAUCGUUCACACGAGAUCCGAAUCUGAAGGCCGACCGGAGAGAGCCUUCCAGCUGUGCUGCAAUUCUCCAGAUAGUAAGAAGGACUUUCUGAAAGCGGUCCACUCCAUCCUGAGGGAAAAGCAGCGCCGGCAGCUUCUCAAGACCGAGUCUCUGCCCCCCAACCAGCAGUACGUCCCAUUCGGGGGCAAGCGCUUGUGUGCCCUCAAGGGGGCACGGCCCGCCAUGAACAGAGCAGCGUCAACUCCAUCUCGAACGCUGGCCCGCAGGAAGCUGGUGAGGAACCGCUUCACCAUCGACACCGACCUGGUUUUCCACGGCAACAACAACAACAGCACCGAGUCGGACCCCUCUUCCCACCCUUCCUACCCUCCCCCCCGCUCGCCGCCGCUGCGGCACGCCCUCCCUCAGUCCCACAAGCCCCAGGGAGAGGACACGGACCGUUGGGUGGAGGAGCAGUUCGACCUGGGCCCCUACGAAGGCCGGGGCGAGGGCGUCGACGUGGGCCAGGUGAAGGAGACGGACAUCCUGAGCGACGACGACGAGUACUGCGAGUCUGUGCGCGCCGCGUCGGCAGAGCCGGCCGAGCUGGAGGGGAGGAUGGACGGACUCGACCUACAGGGCCACAACCUGAACGGACGGCUGCAGCGUAGAAACGAGCUCAGACACGGUGCGACGGAGGAGGAGGUGGAGGAGGAGGAGGAGGAACUCGAUGGAGUGAAGCGCGGUGACGGUUCGGGCUCGGCGGACUCCUUCACCUCCCGUGGCGCCUCCCUGACCCGCUGCGCGACCCCGACUCUGAAGCUCGCGCCGCUGACGCAGUGCGCCGCGGACAGCGACCACGACGUCAUCUGGGUGCGACGGGACGACCGCUUCGCCAACGGGUGCAACAGUGACGUAUUCUGAAGCGACGAAGGGGAGGAGACGGCGGGGUUUUUUUUUUUCUUGCGCGAGGAAACGAGGGGGUGAAAGUGGGACAAGGGCUUUAAAUGUGUGUGUGCGUUGAAGGAGAACCUUGUAUGGAAGGUGUUGAACCUCAGCCAGUCCUCCCUCGUUUGACUUCACAACCCCUCUUCCUCCCACCGCACACCUCUGUCUCCCCCGCUCAGACCUCAAGUACUGAAACGCCCAAGUGAGUAAGGGAAGACAAAAGAAAGGUACUCUGCUUCAUCUGAGGUAUCUUGAAAAAACCUAGAGAUUCUCGUCCUCGCGCUGCUUAAACGUAAAACUACAUUGAGCAGAGUCCUCACCGUCUUUCCAACAUGCACCCGGGCCUCACACACACUGACACACACACACGCACGCACACACACACAGUACAGUACAACCAUGCAUGUACCACAUGGGUGGAAGCACAGACACGGAGACUCGAGGCAGCUACUGUACUGAAGAGACGUCGUCACCGGGAACUGUGACUUUCUGGCCAAAAAAGAGAAAAGGUUUAUUUUUUUUAAACGCAGGAAUGUGGGUGUUCUAUAUUUUUCUGACUGGGAAACCGUGUUUGUAUUUUGACGCUCAAAGGGCUGGUUGUGUGUGUGUGUGUGUGUGUGUGUGUGUGUGUGUGUGUGUGUGUGUGUGUGUGUGUGUGUGUGUGUGUGUGUGUGUGUGUGUGUGUGUGUGUGUGUGUGUGUGUGUGUGUUACUGAACUUCUCUUCAGGGUCUUUUGGCUUAACGACUGCUGCGUUUAAGAAAGGAAAACAAGACAAAGAAAGAUGGCGAGAUUCAACUAGCUUUAUCGUGCUCUUUACCGUUUCAACUCAAUAUCAGCUGCACACGUGGUGUAAAGUCAGGAGGGCAGUGGAGUGCCGUUAAACCUCUUGUGUAAAAAAAAAAUGUUUUGAAGCUCACGUUUGUCUCCUAGAACAUUCCCUUUUUAAAAAAAAACAAAAAAACCAAUGCAUAGUUUACCAAUUCUUUUAUUUAACUCUCGCAUUUUUACUGUCAAUUUUUUAAAAAUGUUUACACCACAUUCAGCUGCCCAGUGUUACAAGCCACCUCUCCGUGUCCUCCGCACCAAUGUCCCGCCUUUGACUUCUGUUGCCCAAAUAAAGCGGCAAUUUCUUUCGGGUGAAAGGUCAUCCAGGUCAUCAAGCCCCCGAGGCCACGCGCCUGCUCUCUCCGUGUCCCAUCGCCCGCGACAACUGCUCUAAUAUUUCCCCCAACAAUCCUGUUUUACUUGAAAAAAAAAAGAUGUCUCUGUUGUUUAUGAAAACCGGUGUCCGACUGUAACUCCAGGGGAGAAGAGGAAACCGGCGCAGUUUUGCUUUGACCAAUUCAGACAUCAACUUCUUCUCUUGCCCGCUCCUUUUGACCUUUUGUCAUGUCAACCGCACGGAGAGAGAGAGAGAGAAAAAAACUGAGACAAACUUGCUCUUUCUCCUGCAUCUCUUCCCUCCAUCCACCAGGCUGUGCUGUUUCACUGUAUGUCACCACCACCACCACCACCACCACCAACAACAACAACAACAACAACAACACACUUGCUGAGAUCAACACAGUCGUCGUCGUCGUCAUCAUCAUCGCACCUCAAUGGAUGUAUUGAACAUGCACUUAAUACCCAACUGUCCGAGGGGGCGGGGGUGGUGUCGGCUCAGCAAGUUACUGUGAGUCAGAGAUUGAUGGGGGGGUUGAGUUACUCUGGAUGUUCUUAGAAUUGUGUUUUGUAUUACGAUGCUGGUUCCUUAGAUUUGUAGCUUUUCCGGCCGAUGACGAUGCCCAGUGAGGACGUUGAGAGACUGUGAGGUACAAUCGCCUUGUCCCUGGAGGGAAACCCCCUUUGACUUCUUCUCCCUUUGUACUAAACUGUGUUCGUACAUUUUGAAAACAAAAAGCAGCGGAGUAUCAUUUUUAUGUCUAAAUAAAUUUUCUAAAUUUA